Molecule: messenger RNA, 615 nt
Organism: Aureobasidium melanogenum CBS 110374
Lineage: Eukaryota; Fungi; Ascomycota; Dothideomycetes; Dothideales; Saccotheciaceae
Exons: 2
Coding region: 1-615 (204 amino acids)
Source: RefSeq, a predicted model, not a curated record
AUGUAUACCUCAAUCAAGACUUUGGCCGCCGCCAUUGUUCUGCCCCUUGUGGCAGCCCUCCCUCUCAACCAGCGCGAGGAGGCCGCUGUUUUCGACAGCAGCAAGCCCUUCGCCCUUCACACUGAAGUCGUCAAUGGUACCUCGGCAUUCAACGACCUAACUCUGACCUCCUUCCAUACUGGUGCUGGUCAAUCUACUGUCAUAGGAACCAAGAACAGCAGCACGGCCAUUGGAUGGGUCCUCUCGAACUCGGUUCUCCAGCAGCCCAUCACAGUCAAUGGAGCUCCUGGCUACGCUUUCAACCUCAGCCUCUUUGAACAACAACCCGUCUACUCCAAUGCUCCUUCUGGCUAUGACUACAUCUCCCUGGGUGUAUCUGGUGUACCUACCACUGGCUUCUACUUCAAUAACUCGACUCUUGCCUGGUCUGGCUCAAACUCCACAGCUCCUGAAUCUUUCGACGGCUGCUUUGCUCUGUGCCACGUCAACGGCACUGCCCCAUACUUCUCACUCGGUCCUGAAUACCAGCUGUUGUGGAAGACCAACAACGCUUCCAGCACUUCCUCCAUCUGUGCCGAUGUCAAGUUGAUCGGAACCAACAUCGUUGAGCCCUAG